Molecule: messenger RNA, 2529 nt
Organism: Trichophyton benhamiae CBS 112371
Lineage: Eukaryota; Fungi; Ascomycota; Eurotiomycetes; Onygenales; Arthrodermataceae
Exons: 3
Coding region: 1-2529 (842 amino acids)
Source: RefSeq, a predicted model, not a curated record
AUGAGCAGCCAUGGAGCCCCCGUCACCAGCUGGACGGCCGCAGCGCUUCUCUGCAGCGUCCUCGUCCACCGUCUCGCGGCCGGCCCCGUCGAGCUCUGCUCCGAGAUCCUCUGCUGGCUGGCCCUGCCGGCGCUCUUCAGGGCUGCAGGACGGUCCCUGGGCUCGCGGGCUCGCUCCUCGAGGGCUGGGACUGGCCCCCUGAGCCUGCGAUACUCGCCCCAGCGCUCCUCUUCGUCCCUCUCUGUCUGGACGGCCGCCCUUUGCAUAGUCCUCUCCUGUCUCUUCAGAGCUGAGAUCCGUCUGCUAGCGUUCUUCGAGCAGCCGGCGUUGACUCCCUUGCUUCUGCUCGCUCAGCGACACUUUGGCUCUUCCACUUCUUUUGCUUCCUCUUCUUCUUCUUCUUCUGCUUCUGCUGCUGCUUCUUCUUCCUGGCUGUUUUACCCCCUGGCAAAUACACUAUGGGGCACUUUGCUGGUGGCUGUCUUGUUCAUCAUCACCCUGUCAGACUGGGACUUCAGGGGCCAUGCCCUCUCGGCUCUCCCUGUCCUCGCCCUGUUUGGAGCCUACCUUACUUUCAUGCCAAAGUCGGACAGGAAAAAGAAGGCUUCUCUGCUGCCAGACGUCAACGCUGAGGAUGCCGUUCUUCCUGUCUCGCUGCGAGUUGUCCCGCUGCUGCUCGUCUCCCUCGGCGUGGAGGUUGUGCUCUUCGGCUGGCCGUCAGGGGGUGUCCUCGCCACUCUGAUACUCGGCUUUGCAAAGUCUCUAUCAUGGUAUUCAAUCAUCAAAGCAGCUAGAUAUUCCUCCUGGUGCACGGCUGCUGCAACAGGCACCUUUGGCAUCUUGUCAACCCUUAGCCCCUUUAUGCAGUCCUCUGAUACCAAGGCUCUGUCCCAUGUAAUAGCAUCCCUCUUUGCCUUGGGCCAGACCAUCCACACGCUCCCAAGGCACGUCUCAAACAAGUCGGCUCUCUGGAUCUUCUCCCUGGUCUCUUUGGGUCCGUUCAUGGCCAAUAUCAUCGCCAUCAAGUCCGCAUACUCCUCACAGCUUGCUACCUACAGCAAGCAUCCCGUCGAGACACUCAUCCACAGGGGUACGAAAGACUUUGAAGAGCUUCUCGGCAGACAGUCUCAAAAUUAUACUGCUGCUCAUGCCGAAUAUCAGCGGCGAUACGGCAUUGAGCCACCUCCAGGGUUCGAGGCAUGGUACAACUUUGCCAGAUCUCACCAAUCCCCCAUCAUCGAUGACUUUGAUAUGAUACACACUGCCGUAUCUCCAUUUCGAAGACUGAGCGGCAAACAAGUACUUGAAACCAUGGACCGCGCCCAGAGCACUGCUGACAGCGAACUUUGGCGCUGCACUUUUCACGGCACUAGAGCUAAGACUCAGUGUCACCAUCCAAGCCGCUCCUUUGACAGACACAUACAGCUGCUGUUUGAUACCCUGCUGAAAGAUGUACCGGGCGCCCUCCCAGAUGUCAAGUUCCUCGUCAACCACUUGGACGAACCGAGAGUUAUUGUCCCUCCGGGCAAAAAGGAGGUUGACGGCACUCAGUUCAAAUUGACCAAUCUGUCGAGACAGCCAGCUUGGGAGCCUAUCACCAAGAAUUGUCACUCUGAGGACAGCCAUUCAGGCAACAGAGUGGAAACAUACGGUCUUCCUUUCGUCACAAACCGAACAGAGGACAUGAACCCAUGUACCCAUCCUGAAUACGCUACUAUGAACGGUCUCUUUAUGAGUCCAACCUCUCUCCGUCUGUUCGAGGGGCUGGUACCCAUCUUAUCAACAGGCUCCCCACUCACCAUGGGUGACAUCUUAUUCCCUAGUCCCGCCUACAUUGAAUCCGAAUUUCAGUACGACGGCAAAAAUGACGUUGAAUGGCACAAGAAACGCAACAACCUCUACUGGGCGGGCUCCACAACCGGUGCAUUUGCACAGACAGGCUCCUGGAAACACUUCCACCGCCAAAGAUUCGUUACUCUCGCACAGAAUCUGGAAACACGCAAACACAAGUGUAUCCGCGAGACUAACGGCGUGAUCAGCAGCGUCAAGUCAUACUUCCUCAACACCAGGCUAUACGACGUUGCCUUCACCAAAAUAUUCCAGUGCAAGACUACAUACUGCAGAGAGCAAAGGACUUUCUUCCCUUCCAAGCCAUGGGCAGACAAGGACAAAGCAUUCCGUUCUCGGCUAGUCUUUGAUAUCGAUGGUAAUGCCAUCAGUGGACGCUAUUACAAGCUACUGGCCUCAAAAUCAACGCCCUUGAAACAGACAUUAUUGCGGGAGUGGCAUGACGACCGUCUAGUUCCAUGGGUGCAUUAUAUACCCGUUAGCCAGAGCAUGGAGGAACUACCCGAGCUGGUUUCUUAUCUUACUUCAACCGAGUCUGGACGUCGGCGUGCAAAGGAGGUUGCUGACCAGGGCCGGGAAUGGUUUUCACGGGCGUUUAGGGGGGUGGAUAUGACUAUUUAUAUAUACCGAUUACUUUUGGAGUUGGCAAGGCUACAGGAUCCUGAAAGACAGGCAUCUUAA